Onychostoma macrolepis is the source of this 3160-nucleotide messenger RNA. RefSeq names its product endosulfine alpha b (gene ensab). The record is from RefSeq and is a predicted model, not a curated record. Gene Ontology annotation, molecular function: protein phosphatase inhibitor activity. Bases 216 to 569 code for a protein of 117 amino acids. The transcript has 3 exons. Gene Ontology annotation, cellular component: cytoplasm. Lineage: Eukaryota; Metazoa; Chordata; Actinopteri; Cypriniformes; Cyprinidae.
CUAUUGGAAAUCUACUGGCUGAUUCUCCUGUCUGUCAAACAUCAAUCCAGAUUCCUAUUGGCUCUUCCGCUGCGUGGCCGUCCUCCAAAAUGACGUCACUGCAGCGAACGCCAUUUUGAUACUGAACACCGUGGGUGGACUAGAUCGGGUACGAAUAGACAGCGAAAUUUACACUCAAACACGUUGAUUAAUUGGUCAGCAAACGCAGAGCAGCCAUGUCAUCAGAUAACCAGGACACGGAGACGCAUUCGGAGCAGAUGGACGAGACUCAGGAAUCCCAGGACACAAACUCAAACCCAGUGCGGACAGAGGAGGCCAAAUUGAAAGCAAAGUAUCCAAACUUGGGUCAAAAGCCAGGUGGCUCUGACUUCCUGAUGAAGAGACUGCAGAAAGGGCAAAAGUAUUUUGACUCAGGAGAUUACAACAUGGCCAAGGCAAAGAUGAAGAACAAACAGUUGCCUGCCGCAGCCGGUCCAGACAAGAACAUUGUGACCGGGGAUCACAUUCCAACCCCUCAAGACCUUCCGCAGAGAAAGUCCUCAUUGGUUACAAGUAAACUGGCAGGCUAACGUCACCCAUAAGUUUUGAAUAAACCUUCUUACCAAACUUCCAAAACCUCCCCAGCCCCGCCAGACCAGCUUCAUCAGGACUGGCUAUCAAUUUAUUUGUUUUCAUUUGGGUCUAGGGUUUUGCUGUCAUUUUCGUUUCACUUCAGUAGGUCUAACCAACCCAGCUCUGUUACCCUCUUCAGUGUCCCACAUAGAGUAGGAAUAAACUAAACCCUCGGUACUUCAGGCCCCGGUGGAGCAUGAUGCACUUUACUCUGUGUACCCUGUACAUCAGUGAUAUUAUGAACAAAACCCAGAAGACUUCAUAAAAUGCUGUUCAAAAGAUACUUUUAAAAGUGUCAAAUAAUUUGAAAAUGAUUUAAGAUUGUUUUAAAAGGCAUUUUCUUCUUUAUAGAUAAUACUUGACAGCAAUUGGCCCCAGAUGUACAUUGGCAGCCCUCUUUAUCAUUCAUAAUGACAAAUGAAUGAAUGUUUUAUGAGAAUUUCUUUGAAAAAGUCUGAACAAAUGGUAAGAGCAAUUUUGGUAAAGAGUGGCUGGUAGCCGUGUAGCCUUCAUCCGCUCUUCUACCUCUCACUCUCUAAAUAUGGCUCAGUUGAACCGAAUAACGGCUGCUUCUGACUGGAUUGUUUUACUAUUCUCAGCCUUCACCUUCCAUGGUAGGAUCUGAGCAAGCGGUUCCAAUCAGGCUGAUUAGAUUAUAGUAAUCUCAGUUUUUGGGUGUAAACAGAGAAUGUUGUAAUUCACUGAUUAUAGCCAAGAGCAGAAAUGGUCUUUGAAUGUGGCAUGAUAACAAAAGGGGCUUAAGAAAAUGAUCUUGUCAUCGCACAAAGCAUGCGUUAAAAGAUAAAGUAUGUUCAUAGAAAGUAGUGGCUAUAUGUGUUAAAUCAUUAGGGCAUCUGGAGUCAUUCUGUACACUAACAGCAGUGUAUUUAUUAAUGGGAUUAAUGUGCGAUAUUUUGUGAUAUUCGACGCAUAUAUAGUGUGAAGCACAUGACCCCUUUGAUCAUCUCAGAUAAUGACGACAUAAUCAUCUUGUCCAUCUUAACAAAAUUAGUCGAUUUGAUCCUAAAUAUCUUUUUGUUUUCUGAGGAAUGAGAUGCGGAAGGAAAUUUGCAGAAUUAAGCAGCACCUUUGGUUCAAUAUUUGUAAAAUAUUUUAGAUCUAAACAGUAAAAUUCUCUACUUAAACUUGGACAAAGUUACAUGUUUAAACAUAUAAAAAGUAUUGAAAAACAUUACCAAUAGAUUGCUUUGACAUGCAGCUUAUUAUCGGGCUUCAAACCAACAUCAGUUAUACAAAUGACUUUAGGGAAUAUUAUAUCCUGUAACCCAUUUGUUUCCUUAAUUUUCUCAUCAUUUAGCAAAGUGUCCUUCUUCAGAGGGCAUGAAUCGAUUAACCUCUGUAGCUUCUUCAAAGUCUGAAGAAGUCUGUGCAGGGCUGUUGUAAAUCAUUGGUAACUCUGUAGUGGAUCUUAACAGCUAAUUUAUUCCAGGCUGUAAGACUUUGUACACUCCUUACAGAGUCCUAGAAUGAGGUUAGAUACUUUACAGAGCAAAUCUAGACUCAAACUAGGCAGUCAAUCCAGGUGUCUAAGUCAGGAUUUGCAUAGUCUAAUCAAGUUGCCCCUUCUAAAACCACAUACUCACCUACACGUGGCCUGAAGAUUUAAAAUAAAAUGUGUUUAGCCAUGUGAAGUUAACAUGUUAUUCUUGGCAAAAACAAAAUUACUGUACUAUCACUAUGUAAAUCUCACUAAAAGGUGAAUUACAUGUAAGGGAUUGAAUGUGUUUUUUCAUGUAUGGUUGAGGUGCUGGUGGCAGUUGGCAAUACAUCAGGGAAAUAUGAUGGUCUUGCACUUAGUUUUUGUCACUUGAUGGUAUGUGUGGAUGUACAAUGUUUCCUUUGAGGAAUGCGUUAUUGCACAAUGCUAGGAGAUAAUCUUAUUUUGUGCUGCAGCCAAAUUGUAAAUAGUCAAACUGUGCAUCUGGUGUCAUAUUUGUGCAUUUUGUCUUGCAUUAUACGUCUCAGUUGUCUUUCCAAUAUACACCAAGUUUGUGUUUUAUCUUUUAUUUGUUAAUAUUGUGUGUCUGAAUCUCUCUCUGCUUUUUGAUGCAACAUAUUGACAACAUCAUCAAUUCUAGUGUGAGAAACGUAAAUAUUGGGGAUAAGGAUGCUUGUAUUGUAAUCAAAGACAACUUUUUAAUUGGUUGGAUUAAAUUCGGACAAAUCUGCUCUAAAAACCUUUCCACUAUACUUCAAAGUAAUAUUCAUGGUAACUACAUAUUAACUCUAAAUCUACUACUUCAGGCGCUCUCUGUUAGACACACAAAGAUGUAUUCUUUGCAUACUUUAUGGAGCUUUUAGUCUUUAAUUAUUUUAUUUUUGUGCCCCAUUUAUAUAUUCUUUAUUGUUUCAGAUGUUUUGCUUGAAUUAAAUUGUGUUUGAAAGUGGAUUUCCAGAUCUUUCCAGGGUCAUCUGGUCUCUUACAAUUAUAUUUACAUGGAAGGAUGGCGAAUUACGCAGUAAAGAUAGAUGUUUAAAAUGAAUACUGGAGCUAUGUCUGAACUUCAAAUAAAGUUUUACAUUAAUA